Molecule: messenger RNA, 903 nt
Organism: Moneuplotes crassus
Lineage: Eukaryota; Ciliophora; Spirotrichea; Euplotida; Euplotidae
Source: the annotation of a GenBank genome assembly
AUGGAGAUUAAGGCUUAUUUGGCACUUUUGGUUUUUGUUAUUUCGAUAGCAGGAAGGCCGAAUGAGGAGAAGAGAUAUAAGGCAUAUGACAGACAGAGAUCUGCAGAAGUUCAGAAAGUGUACAAUUCACCACCUGGGUAUUGGAAUCAAAGAGAGGCUCAAAGACAAGAGUAUCCAAAAGUAAGGCAAGAGCCAACAGAAAAUUCUGUAUUCAGAAAAAUUCAGAAGGAAGAGUUUGUUAAAGCAUUUGAAGAAGCUGAGGAGCAUGCUGAAGCCCAUGGAUCUCAUCCUAUUCUUUCUCAUGAAAACUGAUAUAGUUUAAACUACCCUGAAGAUGAAACUGCGAAAGAUCUAGAGGAUGCAUUGUUUAACGAUCCUGAGUCAUUGAUAGUUACAAUUUGGUUUGAUAACUUUCAAAAUCAAUGGGGACAGAAUUUGUUCAACCAAGAUGUAAGAGGAACCCUCUGGAAGCUAAUUUGUAAAUAUCAUCCAUUUGUAACCUACACUGAAGCUGAUCUUUCCAGUUAUAACGGUGAGAAAUAUGAAUAUAAAGAGCUUGCCCAAGACUUGAACAUCAAUCUUAACAAUAUAUUCGAUGGCCCGACAGUCACUAUUUUCCACAACAGAUUCGGAGAAGCAAUAAGGUCUGAAAGAGGCCCAAGAGACUUAAUCACAAGAGUUUCUUCUUACAUUCGAGCUAAAGAAGCUGACCUUUUCGAUGCUGAAGCUGAGGAAUAUGAUAUCAUGAAAGAAAUACUUGCUCCUAACAAGUAUGAUGAUUUUAUGCCUUCAGAUAGUGUGGAGAGGAACCCAAAUAUGUACAGAAAUAAUGAAGAAGAUGCUCCACUGAUCGAGAAACUGCAUAUCAGGCCAAAGUAUGACUAUGGCUAUUACUCUCGCUAA